Molecule: messenger RNA, 2412 nt
Organism: Epinephelus fuscoguttatus (brown-marbled grouper)
Lineage: Eukaryota; Metazoa; Chordata; Actinopteri; Perciformes; Serranidae
Gene: washc3
Product: WASH complex subunit 3
Exons: 7
Coding region: 169-804 (211 amino acids)
Biological process (GO): actin filament polymerization; exocytosis
Cellular component (GO): WASH complex
Source: RefSeq, a predicted model, not a curated record
GCUCAAACCGCCCGUUGGGUGCAACGUCGUGACGUCACGGUCACAUGAAACGUUUCCCCAGCAGAUAUUUUUUUUGUAUUUAACAUUUCUGUGUUUUUGCAGUGAAAAUUCUCGCUGUUUGAACUGAAACUGCUCUUUUAUCUGCAACAAGUUUAAAAAGCGUCCAACAUGGACGAGGACGGGCUGCCGAUCGUGGGUUCCGGUGUCGAUCUUACCAAGGUCCCUGCUAUUCAACAGAGAAGAGUCGUUGCCUAUCUCAAUCAGUUUGUCGUGCACACAGUCCGGUUCCUUAACCGCUUUUCCACAGUUUGUGAAGAGAAACUUUCCAACAUAUCUCUACGCAUACAGCAGAUUGAAACAACCCUUUGUAUUCUGGAAGCCAAGCUGUCCUCCAUACCUGGGCUGGAGGACGUCACGAUAGAGGGACUCAGUCAGCGGCAACCUGCUCAGGCUAAUGGACCCACUAACGCCAGUCAGAGCCAAACAGAUGGUCCACCAGCAGGGACCUUGCCUCCCACAGAGCCCGCUCAGACUGCACCAGAUUCCGCAGCGACACCAAAAGCAGAAGCAGCUGCAGAGAACGUCAUGACGGUGGCCAAGGACCCACGUUAUGCCCGAUACCUGAAAAUGGUCCAAGUGGGAGUCCCAGUUAUGGCGAUAAAGAACAAAAUGGUCCUGGAGGGUUUGGAUCCCAGCUUGCUUGACACACCGGAUGCCCCUUUACCUGAUGGAGGAACAAGGAGCACGGAGGAUCAGGAUGUUGCAGCCACCAGCUCUGACAGCGAAUCAUCUUUCAGUGACUGACACCUUUCCUCUGUCUCCAUCACCCACAUAGCUUCCUGUAAAGGCCAUUCAUUGCUAUUCUGAGCUCCUGUAGGCCUGUACUGAGAAUGAAGAGUCGGCUGCAGAGUGCCUGUAAAGGAGCACCUGUGAGAGGGUGCAAAUGUAAGUGCCUGAAACAGGAAACUCCAACCAGAUUGUAAUUUCAGUGUAGAAGCACUGAAAUAGUUUUGCAUUCGGUCGGUCAGUGACCUCCACUAUUUUGAUACAUCUUGCAUUUUUGACAAAUUCAAAGAGGGAAUAAUUUUCCUUGUUGAUUGUUUGUCAUCAGAACAUGGCAGUGGCAAUGACUAUUGUACAAGAAGUUAUCAUAUCCUGUAGAAGAUAUCGGUCUUCUUUUUGGUUGUUGCACUACUAUCACAGUUUAAUGCCUUUAAUAGAAACUUGAACAGAAAAAUUAUUUGAAAAAAGAUACUCAACAAAUAAAUUGUAUUUCUGUGUGUUAAGGCCAAGGAGAAAAAUAUCACAAUAAUCUUUCAGUAAUGAUUUAUAUCAUAAUAUGGUGUAAUUUCCGUCCUUCCUUAAAAUCAGCUGUCAUUCUGAAGUAGUUUGAUGAAAUUAUACUAGCAAUAUUUUGAUUUGUCGACCUUUAACAGAACGCUUAAAGGAAUACUUCACCCUCCAAAUGACUGUUUUUAAAUCUGUUACUAAGCAAACUAUAUUAAGCUCUUAAACAACUCAUGCAGUAUAAUUAUAGUCUCAAUUAUUCAACUGUGUGCUCAGUACUUCCUAAAAAGACAACUCUUUCCGAUGGGGAACUGAACUGAAAGCGAAACUUAUCAAUGCUCUCUUCAAAGCCAGACUCCACUGCACAAAAGCAGUAAUUUUACCUUGCUGAACACAGGAGUUGCUGAUCUACUGCUGCCCGGAUUGGUAGAUUAUAAGUGUUAGUGUUUGACUUUGCUGAAUCUGAACUAACCUUUUAAAACAUGAAAGUCGCACAGCAACACAAACAAACUGACUAAUUGAGGCAGCAGUAGACCAGCAGCUCGUGUGUUCAGGGAGAAAAAAAUUACUGUUUUUGUCAAUGGAGUCUGGCUUUGAAGAGAGCAUAGAUAAGUUUAACUUUCCAUUCAGUUGGGUGGUACUGAGCAUACGACUGGAUAAAUUAGACUUCGAUUGUACUGCACAAUUUGCGUCAGAGUUUGGUAACAGAUGUUUUGAUAUAGUUUUUGCUGUUGUUAACAAUGGACCCCAAUGACUUCAAUUCAUCAAGAACUUUCAGGAGUUUUUGGAUUCUUCAUUCAUCGUGGCGACAUGUGAGAAAACAUUGUUUCCUUCAUGAAUUAAGCCUAACACAAGAUUAGUAAGUGAUAUACAAAUAAUCAUUUGGGGAGUGGCGUUUCCCUUUAAUACUGCCUGAUUUUUUUUUUUCUUCAUCUCAAAGCAGCAAAACUGAGAUUCAAUAAGUUGGCAUAUGAACAAUAUCCAAACAGGAGUUCCAAACUGGUGUCUUUACAGAAUGUUAUAAUCAAGUCGCAGUGGAGCGUCAUGCUUUUCCAUUGUUAGACCUUGUUAAUCACGACACAGCGACUUCUGAAAGUAUUCAGACCUCUUUGCUUUUUUUUUUUU